UCCUCUCUGACCAUAUUAGUUCAGUAUUGUCAAUGGGUGGAGCUUGUCAGCUCAAGGGAAAACAUAACUGCUGUGUGCAGAAGUCUUCUCCUCUGUGACUCGACGCCGCUGUCCAGCAGGAGCAAACUCUUCUAGACUGCAGGUGGCAAAGUGGUUAUUAUGCAGACCAAAGGGCAGGAGACUGUGACACAACAGCUGACUGCAGUUACAUUCAAAACACAUGUUUCAUAAUAAGAUUGGACAGAAUGUCUUCUCAACUGCUGGAUUGCAACAUAAAAGUUUCCACAGCGGAUUUACCUCACAGCCUUCAAAAAGCAACACGACUUCUGCCUCCUUUUGAGAGUUAAGCCUUUGAUUGAGGACAAAAUGCUCCAGUCAGACAGUCAGUACACCAAACUGCGAUGGUUAUUAACCAUUGCCGGGCUGUUCUUGUAUGUGGUGGAUAUUUGGACGGACAUUGUUCUGGCACUGAAAUACUUCCAAGAGAAGCAUUUUGUAUGGAGUGCACUGACUGUAGUGUUUGUUCUGACCGGGCUGCUUGUGACAAACAUCUUUAGCUAUGCCUGGUACAGGGACGACUUGAGGGAUGUUACGCUAAACCCUGAGGGGAAAACAACCAUACUUGGAUUGUCUAAAGGUGGACUUGCUGCUCUACACCUGUGCGGCAUGGGCAUCUUCACCAGGUUUUAUCACCUGCUAAAAAAAGGCUUCAGAGUCGUUUGGACAACAGCCAAUUUCUACACAGAGGAAGAGAGGAGAGAAGAGAACCACGGUCUGUUUUGCCUGGCGACUGAUCUGAGCAUGCUCAAACUGUUCGAGGCUUUUCUGGAGAGCGUUCCCCAGCUGCUUCUCCAACUUUACAUAGCGCUGAGUCAGGAUGAGUGCUCAGUCAUGCAAUAUUUAUCUAUGGCCUUCUCCUUCUUCAACGUCGCCUGGUCCCUGGUCGAUUAUCGCCGAUGCUUGCGGAGGUCUCUCCCCCACGUCAGCGAGAUGCCCUCUGGCCUCCCCACAGCAAUCUACCUCCUCUACAAACUGUGCACCAUCAUCAGCCACAUCCUCAGUUACACCCUCCUCCUCAUACUGAGCACCUACAGCACAGUAGCCCUCACCGUCCUGUGGCUGUUUUGGACAACCUGGGCGCACCUGCUUCAGACCAACUUCUGCUCCUCCAGAGGCCUGGAGCUUGUGUACCGAGCAGUCGUCGGAGUCAUUCUUACGUUCACCUUUUUCAACGUCAAAGGACAGGACACCAGAGUAGCCAUGACACUUUACUACUCGUUCUAUUCACUCGUAAACAUUUCGGCGCCUUUCCUCGUGGGCUUGCUGAGUCCAGAGCUUCAGAGAGUCACGUUCUUGCUCACAGUCAGUGGUUUGAUCUUCGGAGGUUUGGUGCUGGGGCUGCUGUGCCUCGUCCUCUACUACCUCCUCCUGCAUCCAAGGGAGAAGUGGCCAGAGGCAGAUGAGGUGGACGGCCUGGGAGCAGAAACAGAGAGCACAAGGAGAAUAAGGAACUUUUUACAGCCUUAAGGGAAGAUUGUUAACAGAGAAUGCUUCUUAAAGCCUGGUCACU
Molecule: messenger RNA, 1570 nt
Organism: Labrus mixtus (cuckoo wrasse)
Lineage: Eukaryota; Metazoa; Chordata; Actinopteri; Labriformes; Labridae
Gene: xkr9
Product: XK, Kell blood group complex subunit-related family, member 9
Exons: 5
Coding region: 367-1527 (386 amino acids)
Biological process (GO): phosphatidylserine exposure on apoptotic cell surface; apoptotic process involved in development; engulfment of apoptotic cell
Cellular component (GO): plasma membrane
Source: RefSeq, a predicted model, not a curated record